CCAGAGGGAAAUCCAUUCCAGACAACAUAUAUUACAUCUGCUCUGAGAGGUGAGGAUGGCAUCCACGGCAGGUCGACUGGCUCACCAGAAGGAGAGGGAGCAGGGCGUUGGGACCAAACAGCAAGCAGUCAAGUUCUCCAACCAGGAUUAUGAGGCUCUGAGGCAGCAGUGUCUGCAGAGCCAACGCCUUUUUGAGGACCAGCGUUUUCCAGCAGAGUGCAAGUCCCUGGGCUUCAAUGAGCUGGGCCCGUACUCAUCAAACACCAGGGGGAUCGUCUGGAAAAGGCCGACGGAGAUGUGUUCCAACCCAAAGUUCAUCGAUGACGGAGCCACGAGGACAGACAUAUGUCAAGGAGCUCUUGGUGACUGCUGGCUUCUGGCUGCCAUAGCUUCUCUGACUCUAGAUCAGCGGAUCCUGACUCGUGUGGUGCCCCCUGAUCAGAGUUUUAUGAAAAACUAUGCUGGAAUAUUUCACUUUCAGUUCUGGCAGUUUGGCGAGUGGGUGGAUGUGGUGAUUGAUGACCGCUUACCCACCAGAGACGGAAAGCUGCUGUUUGUUCACUCAGCAGAGGGCUCAGAGUUCUGGAGCGCUCUGCUGGAGAAAGCCUAUGCAAAGUUGCAUGGAUCCUAUGAGGCUCUUUCUGGAGGGAACUCCAUUGAGGGUUUUGAGGAUUUCACCGGUGGAAUUGCAGAGAUAUACACUUUACAAAAGGCACCUUCAAACCUCUUUCAGCUCAUUCGGAGGGCGCUGAGCCUGGGCUCACUCCUGGGUUGCUCUAUUGAUAUCACCAAUGCCUAUGAGACAGAAGCAGUUACAGCCCAAAAGCUUAUAAAAGGACAUGCAUACUCAGUUACUGGUGCAGAAGAGGUUGAUUUUCUCGGCAAACAAGUUCAAUUGGUCCGCAUCAGGAACCCAUGGGGAGAGGUGGAAUGGACUGGACCUUGGAGUGAUGGAUCCAGUGAAUGGAAACACAUCAGUGAAGAAGAGAAGCUAAAGCUGAAUCACGUUGCUGAGGAUGGAGAGUUCUGGAUGUCAUAUUUAGACUUCAUCAGGCACUUCUCCAGGCUGGAGAUCUGUAACUUGACCCCGGACGUGUUGACGAGUGACGACGUGCAUCACUGGAACCACUAUCAGUUUGAGGGGAUGUGGAGGGUCGGCGCCACUGCAGGCGGCUGCCGCAAUCACCCGGCCACGUUCUCAUCAAACCCUCAGUUUGUGGUGCGUCUGGACGUCGUGGACGAUGAUCCCGUGGAUGGAGAGGACGGAUGCACCUUUCUGGUGGGGCUGAUGCAAAAGGGUGGACGGCAGCAGAAAAAGUUGUCUCGAAACCUUGAGACCAUUGGCUUUGCCAUUUAUGAGGUCCCAGAUGAGUACAAAGGCCGCAGCAAUGUUCACCUGGGUCCAGACGUCCUGCUGAGGCAGAGACACGUGGCCAUGAGCCACAGCUUCAUCAACACCCGUGAAGUGUGCGACCGCUUCAAGCUCCCUCCAGGAGAAUAUGUGAUCAUUCCCUCCACCUUCGACCCUCACAAGAACGCCUCUUUCAUCCUCAGGGUGUUCUCAGAGAAAAAGGCUGCAACCAGCCCAUUGGAAGAGGAUAUUGAUGCUAAAAUAGAGGAGCCGGAGGUGUCUGAGAGUGACGUGGAUCCUUAUUUCAAGAAAAUCUUCAAGCAGAUUGCUGGUGAUGACAUGGAGGUAUCAGUCUUUGAACUGGUUAAAAUUUUGAACAACAUCGUCUCUCACCGCUCUGACCUUAAGACAGAUGGAUUCAGCCUCGAAACGGGUCGUCUGAUUAUCAGCCUACUGGAUAAAGAUGAAAGUGCCAAGUUGGGACUGAUGGAAUUUCAUUUGUUAUGGAACAAGAUUCAGAGGUACCUGAAAAUCUUCAAGAACCACGAUUCUGACAACUCUGGCACUAUGAGCACCCACGAGAUGAGAGGGGCUGCCAGUCAAGCAGGUUUCCAGGUCAACAGUACCGUACUGCAGGCCAUCGUCAGUCGGUACGCCGAUGCUCAGUAUGCCAUCGACUUUGACAGCUUUGUAGCCUGUCUCAUCAAACUGGAAAUGCUCUUCAGAAUGUUUAAGGUGCUGGAAAGAGGCGACUCAGGGAAGAUCGAGCUGGAUUUGCAGCAGUGGCUGUGCCUGGCGAUCCACUAGAGCUGAAGAAGACACCAACAAAGAGCAUUUCCUGACUUCAUCAGGAAGAGGGAGUUCACUUUCAGAAUUGCUGAAAAUGCCUUACAGACACAUGGGAAUAACAUAUUUUCCAAUGUUUACUUGUCAGCUUUUGUAAAAUGAGAUGGUCAUGAUUGGACACAAUAAAA
This is a messenger RNA of Salarias fasciatus (jewelled blenny), 2325 nucleotides long. RefSeq names its product calpain-2 catalytic subunit-like. Gene Ontology annotation, molecular function: calcium-dependent cysteine-type endopeptidase activity; calcium ion binding. NCBI's taxonomy places the organism in Eukaryota, Metazoa, Chordata, Actinopteri, Blenniiformes, Blenniidae. The transcript is spliced from 21 exons. Bases 56 to 2158 code for a protein of 700 amino acids. Gene Ontology annotation, cellular component: cytoplasm. Gene Ontology annotation, biological process: proteolysis. The record is from RefSeq and is a predicted model, not a curated record.